Molecule: messenger RNA, 2795 nt
Organism: Argiope bruennichi
Lineage: Eukaryota; Metazoa; Arthropoda; Arachnida; Araneae; Araneidae
Product: SUMO-specific isopeptidase USPL1-like
Exons: 7
Coding region: 423-2795 (790 amino acids)
Biological process (GO): protein desumoylation; Cajal body organization
Cellular component (GO): Cajal body
Molecular function (GO): nucleic acid binding; SUMO binding
Source: RefSeq, a predicted model, not a curated record
GUGACGGCUUCGUGUGAUCUUCAGAAAGCUCUUUCAGAAUCAUUCGUCAGUGUGAAGUUGACUGUCUUGAUCUUACCUGUCUACUCCAAGGCACUUCUUUCAGGAAUCGUUCGCCGACUUGUCAUUUGAAGACAGACUUGUCAUUUGAAGACUGCAAAAUCACGUCAUUUGAGAACUUCAAAAUCAAGUCCUUUGAAGACUGCAUGAUCACGUCAUUUGAGGAAUGAAACUUGCAGCCCCCUCCUUUUUGGUACGAAUUUGAAAACAAGAUCACAUACUAUUUAUAGUAGAAGAUAUUAAAGUAUUGGAAACUUCAAAAUGCACCAAGAAAAAAAUAGCCAUAUUUAUUAUUACACCCUGAAUGGAAAUAUCAAAUGAAAGUAUCUUCUCAAUCAAGCUUAGGAGGUACACCAAUCUCAUAAAUGGCUGGUUUAAUACCUAAAGAAGAUAAAAGAUUAUCUGAUAUUAUUAAUAAGUUGAAAAGGCAUAUUAAAGAUAGAGAUGAUAUUCCAGAAACUGAAAACUGUCCUGUAUUAAAGAAAAAGAAUAAUUUCAUUGAAGAAACUGAAAUAUUCACCAAGGAAAAAGCUAGUGAGCAGUUAGACUUGCCGAAAGGCACAUCAUGUAUUCCUGUCAUUGAUCUUACGGAGGAAGAAAAUGGCCCAGAAUUUGACCAGAGCAAUCAAACAGUAAAGAGGGUGUCUAAUGAAAGUAAUAGUGAAUGGAGUUCAAAAGAAGAUAAAUCGUUGAGCAAAAAUUAUUUAAUGUGGGAAAAUAAUUUCAAUCUUUGCUGGCUCAAUUCAGCAAUGUCAUUGUUAGCUCACAACAAGACGCUGCAUCAUUUUGUUAAUGAAAAUGUUUCCCAAAUUGCUCACAUUGUAAAAGGCUAUGAAAGUGCUAUUUCUGUUUAUAAUGAUUAUUCAAAUGAAAAUGCUAUCGAAGAAAGACUGCUUAAAUCAAAAGACAUACUCCAAAAAAUCCAGACAACUGUUUUUGAAUAUUUGGAACCAAUCCUGAAGUGUAAGAAAGGACAGCCAGAUUCAGCAUUUUGUUGUCUUCUGAAUUUGAUUAAGGAGAAUAAACAAAUAAGAAAUUUGUUCCUUGUGGAUUUUUUUUGUAUUAAUCAAUGUACAAAGUGUGUAUUAAGUCGACUCAAGAAAAGCAAGAAAACAGUUAUCACAUUGUCGAAAGUUAAGGCAUUCAACCCAAGUUCUCCUGUGUUUCUGUGUAAGUGUCCUUUUUGUGAAACUCUGGACCAAGAAGUGCAAAUCAAAUAUGAAACCUUACCUCAGUGUUUAAUUUUUCAUUUUGAAAAUGGAGCUGGAGAAGGAAAUCUCGGAUCAUUUGAUUUUGAAUUAAAUGGUCGUAAAUAUGAGCUAUCUGGCUUGAUAAAAUUAGAAAAACGCCGAUAUUCAACUAUUAAUCACUUUGUGACUUGGACAAGAGAUAUUACAUCUGACAGGUGGCUUGAACGCAAUGAUUUAAACAAUGAUAUUUUGAAUUUUAGUGUGGUUCCACCAGUCAUUAACCUUCAAGAUCUUUACAUCGUCAUGUAUGAAGCACUAGAUAACAAGGGGACAGUAUUCAGUGUUUCUGUGGACACUGCUAAUAUCAAUAGAAUGGAUUUAGAUGAUAAAAGUUCAUCAUGUAUUCCUGUCAUUGAUCUAACGGAUGAAGAAAAAGUGGUAGAAUUUGACCAGAACAAUCAAACAGUAAAGAGGGCAUCUAGUUUGCCUAGCAUCGGACGCUUGUUUAAGAAUGAUAAAAUUUACAGAAAUAGCAAUAACAAAAAAAUGCCAAAACGACUAGAUGAGAUUUUUUCAGAUAAUAUUUCUGUUACAAAAAAUCCUUCAGAAUCAUUCGCAAAUAAUGCUGUAUCAAAAAUAGAUAAAUUAUCUAUAGAAGACUCAAAAAAACAAAAAGAAACCAUAUACAGUUAUAAGAAAGAAAUUUUAAAACGACUAAAAGAGACUUUUUCAGAUGAAAUUUCUGUUUCAAAAAAUCCUUCAGAAUCAUUCGCAAAUAAUGCUGUAUCAAAAAUAGAAAAAAUUUCAGAUGAAAUUUCUGUUACAAAAAAUCCUUCAGAAUCAUUCGCAGAUAAUGCUGUAUCGAAAAUAAAAGACAUAUUUGAAGAAAAGGUAAAAAAAAGAAAAGAAAUGAAAUUCAGUAAUAAGAUAAAAAAUUCAAAACGGCUAGAUGAGAAUUUUUCAGAUGAAAUUUCUGUUACAGAAAAUCCUUCAGAAUCAUUCGCAAAUAAUGCUGUAUCAAAAAUAGAAACAUUUUCUGCUGAAAACUCAAAAAAAAGAAAAGAAAUGAAAUGCAAUAAUAACAAAAAAAUGCCAAAACGACUAGAUGAGUUUUUUUCAGAUGAAAUUUCUGUUACAAAAAAUCCUUCAGAAUCAUUCGCAAAUAAUGCUCCUAUUAGCUCUGAUCUGUAUUAUGGAACUCUAUUCAGUAUAUCAUCUGCUGCAUUAGAUGUUACCAGUGAAGCUUAUUUUGACGUGUUGGAUGUCAAUGUCAUCCUAUUCUUGCAUGGCAUAGACAAGAUAAAUUAUUACUGGUUUAUGCAAGAUGGUGCUAGACCUCACUGUACUCAGCAAAACUUCGAUCUCUUAGCAGAACAUUUUCACGAUAGAGUGAUCGGGUUGGAUUCCAUUACGAAAAAAGGCAAAAUUAUGGAGUGGUCACCUUACUCCCCAGAUAUUAACCUGUGCGACUUUUUUAUGGGGACGUCUGAAAGACAAAAUGUAUCUCACAUAGCCCUCAACAUUGGACGACUUAAGUGCUGCAAUUGA